Cynara cardunculus var. scolymus (artichoke) is the source of this 1558-nucleotide messenger RNA. RefSeq names its product O-acyltransferase WSD1-like. The record is from RefSeq and is a predicted model, not a curated record. Gene Ontology annotation, biological process: triglyceride biosynthetic process. Gene Ontology annotation, molecular function: long-chain-alcohol O-fatty-acyltransferase activity; diacylglycerol O-acyltransferase activity. Bases 30 to 1403 code for a protein of 457 amino acids. The transcript has 6 exons. Lineage: Eukaryota; Viridiplantae; Streptophyta; Magnoliopsida; Asterales; Asteraceae. Gene Ontology annotation, cellular component: plasma membrane.
AAGACCGCUUACCCUGUUGCUCUCCAAAAAUGGGUACGGGGAACGAUGAACCAUUAACACCGGCCGGCCGGUUGUUCACACAGCCAGCGACUCACCAGAUCAUCAACUGCGCUCUAGGCCUUGAGCGAGCCCUUGGAUUUGAUGAAGUUCGAACCGUCGUCUCUGAUUCUCUCAUGAUCAAGCACCCUAGAUUCUGCAGUCUCUUAGUCACGGACGAUCAGGGCCACCACUAUUGGAGAUUAACCGAACUCGAUAUCGACCGCCACAUCAUCCUGCACACCGAUCCCGUCGGUGAAGUUGGUAACGAUGAAGCCGCCAUCAACGAUUUCCUUGCCGACCUUGCAGUAUCGUCUCCUUUGAGCACGGAUAAGCCGUUGUGGGAAAUCCACCUUUUGUCGGCUCAUAAGUGUGUGGUUCUGCGUCUCCACCAUGCGCUCGGGGAUGGAAUCUCUCUGAUGUCAUUGAUGUUAACUCUGUGUAGAAAACUCGAUGAUUCCGAACAGACGCCGACGAUCGAACCCCUAAUUUCAUCUGCACGAAACCCUAGGGGAUUAGGAAUCAAUGAGAAAAUUUUCAAAGUAUUGAAGAUUAUCUGGUUCACGAUGAUUUAUGUGUUCGAAUUUAUGAUGAGAAGUCUGUGGGUCAAGGACGGAAGGACGGUGGUGAGAGGCGGAGAAGGGGUGGAAUUGUGGCCGAGAAGAGUCGCCACGGCCAAGUUCAACCUUGAGGAUAUGAAAACGGUGAAGCGCGCCGUCACUAACGCAACGAUAAACGAUGUUCUUUUUGGAGUAAUAUCAUCAGGGCUAUCAAGAUAUUUGGACAAACGAUCGCCAGAAUCUCUUCAGGAGGGGCUUCGAAUCACCGGUGUCGCCUUGGUUAAUCUAAGGCCAUCACCAGGACUUCAGGAUAUAAAAGAGUUGAUGAAGAAAAAUGCAGGAUCAGGGUGGGGAAACAAAUUUGGUAUUAUGCUUCUACCAAUUUACUACCAUAGAAAUGGCUCCAAUCCUCUCGACUAUUUGAAAAGAGCCAAAAUGAUGAUUGAUAGAAAGAAGUUGUCUUUGGAAGCCUUUCUAUCAUACCAGAUUGGAUUCUUUGUUAUGAACCACAUGGGAGCAAAGUUUGCAAGCUUGCUUAAUUACAGGAUAGUUUGCAACACUUCAUUCACAGUUUCGAAUGUGGUGGGCCCAAGAGAAGAGAUUACCGUCGCAGGCAUCCCAGUCACGUACAUCAGAACAUCGUCGUCAAGCUUAUCUCACGCAAUCACAAUGCAUAUGGUGAGUUAUGCAGGAAGGGCCGAUAUGCAGAUUCUAGCUGCCAAAGACAUCAUUCAUGACCCCGAAAACUUAGCGAAAUGUUUUGAAGAUGCACUGCUCGAAAUGAAAGAAGCCGUACUACGAACUUAAGAAAAGGGAAAAUUUGCCCUUCAAAGUUGUACAAGAUUUUAUUCGUAGUUUGGAAAAUAUAAAAAAAAAUAGCCGAAUCUAAAAGAUUCAAUAUUCUUUGUAUGAUCACGCAAAACAAAUAUAUGUCACUUGGCAUAAACAUUUGCUUCUAUUCA